Sphaeramia orbicularis (orbiculate cardinalfish) is the source of this 1458-nucleotide messenger RNA. RefSeq names its product eva-1 homolog A, regulator of programmed cell death b (gene eva1ab). The record is from RefSeq and is a predicted model, not a curated record. The coding region runs from base 181 to 753 and encodes 190 amino acids. NCBI's taxonomy places the organism in Eukaryota, Metazoa, Chordata, Actinopteri, Kurtiformes, Apogonidae. The transcript has 4 exons.
AGGAGAGGAGAGGAGAGGAGAGGAGAGGAGAGGAGAGGAGAGGAGAGGAGAGGAGAGGAGAGGAGAGGAGAGGAGAGGAGUCACACUUCAGAUGGGAUCUUUGCAACACUCAAAUCAGCAGUUCUGAAGUAUGAGUUACUCUGAACACCUCUGACCUCUGUAGAAGAUUUCCCAGAAUUCAUGAUGAGUGAUCCAACAACAGGAAGCCCAAAUAUGGAGGUGAAGGUGGUCUCACAAGAGAUGGCGUUGCUCAGCAACAUACUUGCGGCAUACACCUUCAUUGCAGACCAGCCUGAGAGGACAGCCUUAGUGUUUCUGGGCGGUGUGUGUGUCGGUCUUCUGGUCACACUCUGCGCCAUCGUCUUCCAGAUCCACUGCAGAGCCGACUGUCACUACGGCAACACCAACCAUCCUCAGAAUCGCCAGAAGAAAAGGCAUCAUCGUCGGCAGCACGGCUGUCCCCACUAUCAGCCCGGGGACGGUAAUCCAGACAGCAUGGCGGUGGUCCCCUCUGGAGCCAGUGGACCCCCAGGGGACAGUGAGUCAGAGGAAUGGGAUGAGACAUCUGACCUGUCGGCACGGCGACGCAGACGCUUUGAGAGAGCUCUGCUGCACGCCACCAUGUUCACAUCAGCUGAGGAUUUAGACCGAGCACAGCGUCUUGAAGAACGAGAGAGGAUCCUCCGAGAAAUCUGGAUGAAUGGACAACCGGACAUUAGUACAGUCACUCAGAGCCUCAACAGAUAUUACUGACAAACAGGAGGUUUAGGGCAAAGGGUGAACUGGAGAUGUAACAGAGGAACAAAUGGAGAAACACUGGCAUGUGAUAUUGAUACUGAUGGACAGUGUGCAGCGACUGAAGAGACUUGAACAGAUCAAACUGUGACUGACAGAUGCCCAGAGCAACUUCUCAGUCCAAUACGACAUGACAAUUUGGAAGAAAUCUUGAUGCCCCUAAAAAAAUAAAUAAAUAAAACAAGUAGAUGCCACACAGGGGACUCGCUGAAUCUGAAAACAUGAGAGUUGGUGUAACUCUCUGUCUGUUGUUUGUUAACACUAGUAUGAAUAUACUGAGAAAAAUACAAAGGUUUUAAUAACUAUUCAGAUGUUUAACAGGUUAGUCAGCCACAGACGAGUGACAAAUUAAAAGAAAACCAACAUACUGUCAUUUAUUUUAUCAAGGUCCAGCCUUAAUUUCAGAAUUUGAUUUUCUGCCACAGUGGUCGAUUCUUCACACACUUAAAACACAUCCAAUAAUACUUUUAUUAUUAUGGCUCCUGCAGGUCAUCAAAUUGGAAUCGGAUUUCUAUGGUUUUCUUAACAAUAACAAACAAACAAGACUGAUAUGAUCUCAAUUCACACUUUAAUAUUCAGAAAGAUGCAAUACUAAUAGGUAUUCUGAACAAAGAAACCAGCACAAUAGUAUAACUGAUAACAGCAAAUAACUAUGAAUAAAUU